Molecule: messenger RNA, 927 nt
Organism: Arabis nemorensis
Lineage: Eukaryota; Viridiplantae; Streptophyta; Magnoliopsida; Brassicales; Brassicaceae
Source: the annotation of a GenBank genome assembly
AUGACACGUGUCGAUGGUUUUAAUUCUCACCGUUGGAUUAUAUUCUUCCACGUGGCAUUCAUCGUACAGAGCAAAGUCAAUGCACAAUCGGGUCAAGCUCCGUCGCCGAAGACCUCCGCCUUCGCCGUUCUCAUCACCGUCUUCUUCUUGAUCGGCUUACUCUCCGUCUGUAUCCGCCACUGCUCUCGCUCUAAUCCCAGAUCCUCCACCAGAUACUACCGUCACCAUCGAGCUCACGGCGACUGUUCACGGCGAGGCGGACUCGACGACGCCGUCGUCGAGAGCUUCCCUGUUUUCUCUUACUCCUCCGUAAAGGAAUCGAAGAUCGGAUCCGGCGAUUUGGAAUGUGCGAUUUGUCUCAACGAAUUGGAAGAUCGAGAAACAGUUCGGUUGCUUCCGAUCUGUAACCAUCUCUUCCACAUCGAUUGCAUCGACGCUUGGCUUUAUUCACACGCGACUUGCCCUGUUUGCAGAUCAGAUCUCACGGCGAAAUGCGAGGAAAAUGAUACAGAGACUCGAUCUCCGAUUAGAGAUCAAGUCGCGAUUGACAUUAGUACGGAGGAUUCGGAGAAAAGCCACCACCGUGUACGGCUGGGUUUUGAAAUCGCCGGUAAGUUUCCACGGUCGAACUCGACUGGUCAUUCGAUUGGUCGAUUCGGUGAUUGUACGGAGAGGUUUACUCUCCGGUUGCCGGACGAUGUGAAGAGAAGAAUCAUGGCGGCGAAAGGACGGAGGCUGAAACGAGCGAGAAGCUUCGACGGUGUUUUGACGGCGGAAGGAAGAGGCGAAGAAAGCAGUUACACAGUCGGGUCGGGUGAGAAAUCGGAUCGGGUCAAAUGGGUGGAUCGGUUGGGUUUGUUUGUUACAAAGUCAAACUCAGGUUCCGUUAGAUCACAGAAAUCUAACGGCGAACCGUUAAAGUGGUGA